Molecule: messenger RNA, 678 nt
Organism: Quercus lobata
Lineage: Eukaryota; Viridiplantae; Streptophyta; Magnoliopsida; Fagales; Fagaceae
Product: FAS1 domain-containing protein SELMODRAFT_448915-like
Exons: 2
Coding region: 1-678 (225 amino acids)
Source: RefSeq, a predicted model, not a curated record
AUGGGGUCUAGGAUCACACUUAGACCAAGACCACCACCAUCAUCACCCUCACAACCACAAUCCUCCCAAGAAAUAAACAACAUAAUCGAGGCACUAAUAGGCGCAAGUGAUUUCACCAACUGGGCAAAUAUUAUCUCAAUGAUCAACCCACUAACACUCCCAAUCAGCGCAACUCUCUUCAUUCCACAAGACCAAGACAGUUCUCUCAACAUGAACACAAACAUGGACCCUUUGCUCUUACCUUACCACAUAGUCCUUCAACGCCUCUCUUUCUCUGACCUCUUCAACACCAACACUCGCCUCCCAACUCUCUUACCAGACAAAACUAUCCUCAUCACCAACACCUCUGCCACCAAUUUCACCCUCAACGACUCUCCCAUCACUCAACCCGAUGUCUACACCACCAAUGCCGUCACAGUCCACGGCAUUGCAGUCCUUCUUGAUUACUCCAUUUACGGCGAUCAUGACACUGAUGGGCUCGGGUUAUCAUUGCCCAAACCUCCACCCCAGCAGCCACAGCUGCAAGUUUCACCUGCAGAUCAUGGCUCAACAAUACCACAUCCUGUAAUUUCACUUCAUUUGGUUUCAAUGCCAUAUGGAGCCUACUCUCCGAUCUAUAUUCAGAUUAAUCAACUGCUACUUUUUUCUCUCAUACUAAUGGGGUUGAUGGUGAGGUAA